AUAAGCACCACGUGUUGACCUCACUUUUGCCAGUAUGAAGUUACUAAUAAUUGUUUCCAUCGGGCUAUUAGCGGCAGUUGACGGAGCAGCCCGGGGACGCCGGGCGCUCCAGGCCAUGGACGCAUUUUCUCUCCAGUCCUUCACACAGUUGUUUCGCCAAACGCUGCUGAACAAGAUCGCACUGGAGAUGAACAACACCGUGGACAUGUCACGUGACCUUAAGGUCAAGAUGGACGCCUGUAAGGUCCAGGUCACCGCCAAAACGGACCAAUGCAAGUCCGCCGCUCAGUCAGCCUGCCAAGCUGACCCAAGCUUCAUGGAUUACCUGAACGCUGGAGCAAACCUGGUCAACCCAUACACUUACCUUGAGGGGCCGUUCAACGAUAUGGCCUCUAAGGUUGGGGACGCCGUGGACCUUCUAGGCGACAAAGCAAAUGGUUUCCUAAACUCCGUGAAAGAUCUUGGAGGUUCCGCUGUUGGUGGAGUUUAUGAUGGCUUUUCGUCGGCAUUCAACGGUUUCAAGGACCAACUCAGCUCCCUCGGUGGUUCCAUCCUUGACGCUGGAAACAGCGUCAUCGACACCGCCAAUCUCAUUGGCGACGGCUUUACUGACCUCGGAAGCAGUAUCGGAAACGUCGGAACAGACAUCGGGCACACGAUUGGGGACAUCGGUGGCAGCAUUGGACACGCUAUUGGAGGCCUUUUCGGCCGACGUGAGCUUGACGCCCAGACCCGCCAGUGUAUGGAGAAAUGCGCUCCCUGUCGGCCACUCCUUCUUCCCACUCAGUCUGAUAUCAUCACUUCAGUCUGUGGACCUGAGAUUGUAAACACGAACAAGACGAUCCAGGAUCGCGUCGGCAAGCUCCAGAGAGUCUAUGACGCCACACUGGACAAGAUCCACCCCAUCAUCACCAAGGUUGAAUUCGACCCCUCCUCCAUGAACGCCCAGAUGCAGCUUGCUAAUGUCCACAUCACUGUCCGCCUGAACGGACGCGACCAGAGCUACAAGACGACUGUGCCCUACAGCAUGAUGAACCUGCCAACCACAGCCCAAAACAUGGCCAUGGAGUUCUGGGGAAAGUCACAAUAA
This is a messenger RNA of Mya arenaria, 1090 nucleotides long. RefSeq lists its product as uncharacterized. The transcript has 7 exons. NCBI's taxonomy places the organism in Eukaryota, Metazoa, Mollusca, Bivalvia, Myida, Myidae. The coding region runs from base 35 to 1090 and encodes 351 amino acids. The record is from RefSeq and is a predicted model, not a curated record.